This is a messenger RNA of Penaeus vannamei (Pacific white shrimp), 2871 nucleotides long. The record is from RefSeq and is a predicted model, not a curated record. Lineage: Eukaryota; Metazoa; Arthropoda; Malacostraca; Decapoda; Penaeidae.
CUACAUGAGGAGGAGAAGCCCAAGUCCCUUACUCUGCUGUUGCCUCUCCAGUCCAGUCAAGCCAGGGUUCCCUUGAGCGAGGAGCUUCCUAUGUUGAGACCCAAAGGAAGGCACAUGCAGUCACUCAGCUACUAGAAAUUUGACUGUGCAGAGAGUGUGUAAAUCCAUAAGGGCAACAAUGAGUGUUCUCCCUGACCAGAUUCCUUUGGCCCCACUCAUGGACAAGGAAAUAUUUGGCACAGGGGUCAGUAUCAAAGAAGAACUCAGCGAAGAUGUCACCGAAGAAAUAGAUUUGAAAAUUAAGGAAGAAGCAUACGAUUAUGCAGAUGAAGCAACUGAUAUAGUGAGUGAAGUGAAAGUGAAAAAUGAAUUUCUUCCCUUCAGGGAUCUUCAAGACCUUAAAAAUGAGGCAAAUGAAAAAGACUCAUGUAAUUUUAAUGAGGAUUGCAGUACCUUGUCAAGAGUGCCAUUUGUAGCUGAGGAAAAGGAGGAAAAAUGCUCAUCAGGAGAGGAUCAGGCAAAACAUAAGGAAAAUCAUAAAGAUAUUGCACACAGAAAAUUGGAUAGGAAAAUGAAGUCUUUUGUAUGUAUAAUAUGUGGCAAAGCUUUCUACAGAAAAUCACAUAUAAAGGAUCAUAUGAGAGUACACACAAAAGAAAAGCCAUACAGCUGUGAAGUUUGCAGCAAAGUUUUCUCACACAAAUGUACUUUAGUAAAGCACAUAAGAGUCCAUACAAAGGAGAAACCAUGCAGCUGUGAGAUUUACAGUGAAGACUUCUCAAAUAAAUCAGGCUUAGUGAAAUGCAUAGGAUUACAUACAAAAGAGAAACCACAUACCUGUGACAUUUGCAAAAAAGCCUUCUCUAAAAAAAGCGAUCUAGUAAAGCACACGAGAGUACACACAAAGGAGAAACCAUAUAGCUGUGAGAUCUGCAAUAAAGACUUCUCAUAUAAAUCUGUCUUAGUGAAACAUAUUAGAGUACAUACAAAGGAGAAACCAUAUAUCUGUGACAUUUGCAAAAAAGCCUUCUCUGAGAAAGGUUCUCUAGUAAGUCACAUGAGAGCACAUACAAAGGAGAAACCAUAUAUCUGUGACAUUUGCAAAAAAGCGUUCUCUGAGAAGGGUUCUCUAGUAAGGCAUUUGAGGAUACAUACAAAGGAGAAACCAUAUAGCUGUGAGAUCUGCAAUAAGGACUUUUCAGAUAAAUCUGCCUUAGUACAACACAUAAGAGUGCAUACAAAGGAACGACCAUAUAGCUGUGAGAUUUGUAAAAAAGCCUUCUCUGUGAAAGGUUAUCUAGUAAGACAUUCGAGAGUACAUACAAAGGAGAAACCAUACAUCUGUGACAUUUGCAAAAAAACUUUUUCAGAGAAGGGUUCGCUAGUAAGACAUUUGAGGGUACAUACAAAGGAGAAACCAAAUAGCUGAGAGAUCUACUAAUAAAUCAGUCUUAGUGGAUCACAUAAGAGUACAUGCAAUGGAUAAGCCAUUUAUGUUUGGUUUCCGAUAAAACCUUAUGUCCAAAAUAUAUUCCUGCACUACAUAAGAAAGUACUUGCAAAGGAGCAAUGUGCCUGAGGAUUCUCCAAGAAAUAGGAUUUAGUGAUUAUGUGUGGGCAUGCAAAAUUGAAGCUAUAUAAGCAUUCUCUUGGAAAGAAAGAAUACUCUGAUGUACAUAAAAGUCAAAUGUAUGAGUUCUGUAGUUAUGCCUUCACCCAGAGUAGAAACUUCGUAGGGCACAUGAGAAUUAUCAAUAAAAAAAGACUUCCUCUUGACAUUAUUGUGGCAGAUGCAUCACAGAUUUUGAAGGUUCUCUUUUUCUGACUUUUGUUUUAUAUGAUAUUUCAAGUUAUUUGUAUUAUUACCUGUAUUUUAGUCUUCAUAGACUUAAUGUCACAUUGGGGAAAUCAAAUGACAGCCAUUAAUGCUAAUGGUGUUUCAAAAAGUUGCAACUCUUUCUAUUACAUAUAGCCACUAAUAUUGAGGUCAUGCAAAGGAAAACCACGCAGCUGUGAGAUUUACAGUGAAGAGUUCUCAAAUAAAUCAGGCUUUGUGAAAUGCAUAGGAUUACAUACAAAAGAGAAACCACAUACCUGUGACAUAGUGUUGUAACUUCUAUCCUGAUUUUUUUGUUACAGUUACAGGUAGAAACUACAGAAACUUGCAUCUAUCUGUAUGUACAUAUUUCUACCAUAUCUAUGCAUUAUUUCGUACUUUCCCAAUGCCAUGAGUAAUUACGUGGGAUGAAUGAAAGGCAUGAAUGAAAAUUAAUAUUUCUGUACUGCUAGAGUUGUGUUUAAAGCGUUUCAUUAUAUCUUGUGAUAUACAUGCGUACAUCUGAUGCAGAUGUGAUCAAAGUGCAUUAAAUGCAUCUGUUCCAAAAUGAAGAUAUCCAUUCUCAUUCAUAUCUUUUUUUAAUGUUUAUCACAAUGAACACUAGUACAUCAUAUCUUCAUUUACAUUUUGUUGACAACCAUCAUCAGCGUGUGUGAAGCAUUAGCCAAGAGCCAGUCCACAAGUGAUAAGCUAAUUGACUUCAUGUUAGGGAAAAAUUCAUCUUUGUGUCUUUUGUUAUUCUGUGAGGAAAAGCAGCAUCCAGCAGCCGUGUCGUCAUAUAUCCUUUUAAGGACAGGCACACCUAUGGCCAUUGGGCAAUGACGAUGUGUAUAUGCAUCACGAAUUGCGAGCAGAUGGGCCAAAUAUACACAACACACUCUUGCAUAAUGAUUACACCUUAGAAAAUUCUGGACCUAGCAUGGUAGGGAUAUAUACAUGUUUAUAUAAAUAUAUGUAUAUAUGUACUUAUAUAAGUAUACGUAUAUAUAUUUAUAUAAAUAUAUGUAUAUAUAUACUUUUAUAUGUAUGUAUGUG